Punctularia strigosozonata HHB-11173 SS5 is the source of this 195-nucleotide messenger RNA. RefSeq lists its product as uncharacterized. The annotation marks the transcript as partial. NCBI's taxonomy places the organism in Eukaryota, Fungi, Basidiomycota, Agaricomycetes, Corticiales, Punctulariaceae. Gene Ontology annotation, cellular component: endoplasmic reticulum. The transcript has 2 exons. The record is from RefSeq and is a predicted model, not a curated record.
CCCACCGAAUUCGAGAGGAGACAGAAGAAUCAGCAGUUCGCCAACGCUGCUCGUGCUGGCAAGAAGCCGGUACAUGCAUCUCGGCGAGACCAGCUUGCAAAGCGGAGCCCUGUUAGUCUAACAGCGCUAGCCGUUGUCGUCUUUGUUGUAUGCGGAGGAGUUCUGUUCGAGCUGGCACGAUACAUCUUCUUAUGA